Punica granatum (pomegranate) is the source of this 1912-nucleotide messenger RNA. The record is from RefSeq and is a predicted model, not a curated record. Lineage: Eukaryota; Viridiplantae; Streptophyta; Magnoliopsida; Myrtales; Lythraceae.
AUUGAUACGCCUUUCAUUUCGUCCUCCCUCCUCUCCGAAGUCGGAAGCUCAUCAUCACAAUUUUGACUCUCUUCAUUCUCUCUCGCACGGGGGCACUGUAGGUUGAUUGAUUGAUCCUAACACAGCACUAUCAUGUCGUCGUUUUACCGCCGGCUCCCGUCCGCCGCCGGGCCGGCGAGUUUCCUAUAUCAACCACAAUUGCGGCGGAAGGCGGCGGGGAUCGUGUGGCUCGAUCGCGCUCACCUGAAUCGGCGGCCGGAGAUCGCCCUCCGGACGCUGACGAGCUCGAGUGGUUGGCAGGUGAGGGUGGCGGCGCGGGAGAGCUCGGAGAGGCAGCAGAAGGUGGCUCCCUGUUCGUACGCGGUAGGGGACAGCGACGCGAGCGAGGGCGGGUUGGAUCGGCCGGUAGAGGUCGGACGGAUUUGGCGGUGGAGAGUGGAGAAGCGGACAAUGGAAGUGGCGGUCGCGGUGGCGGCGACGGUGGUGCUGGGAGUAGGCAACCGCGUUCUGUACAAGCUCGCCCUGGUCCCGCUGAAGCAGUACCCUUUCUUCCUCGCACAGCUCGCCACUGUCGGGUACAUAGUUAUAUACUUCUCUAUACUGUACAUCCGAUACCAUGCGGGCAUCGUUACUGAUGAGAUGCUAAUGAUGCCAAAAGCUCCAUUCAUUGCAGUCGGGAUAUUGGAGGCCCUAGCUGCUGCUACAGGCAUGGCUGCUGGAGCCAUUCUUUCUGGAGCAUCAAUUCCAGUCUUGUCUCAGACUUUUCUUGUCUGGCAGAUUCUUCUAUCCGUAAUUUUUCUCGGAAGGAGAUAUCGAGUUAAUCAAUUGAUUGGAUGCUUUCUCGUGGCUGUUGGUGUGGUCAUAACAGUUGCAAGUGGAUCUAGUGCGGGUCACUCAUUGAAGGAAGCCGGUAUAUUUUGGAGUAUUCUUAUGAUAAUUUCAUUUUUGCUGCAAGCUGCUGAUACAGUGCUAAAGGAAGUCAUAUUCUUGGAUGCUGAGAAGCAAUUAAAGGGAGGUUCUGUGGAUUUAUUUGUCGUAAAUUCUUACGGAUCUGCUUUCCAAGCUCUGUUCAUAUGCCUUCUCCUUCCUUUCCUAUCGAAAUUGUGGGGAGUGCCCUUCAGUCAGCUUCCAAACUAUCUCAGAGAUGGCACAGCCUGUUUCCUGAACAUUGGUUCUUUAUCGAGUGGAUGUGACGGAGCACCGCUACUGCCUUUGCUGUUCGUUAUAGUAAACAUGGGAUUUAAUAUAUCUUUGCUGCAUCUUCUCAAGAUCUCUUCUGCGGUUGUUUCCUCUCUUGCCUCCACAUUUUCAGUUCCCAUAUCAGUUUACAUGUUCACACUGCCAUUACCCUACCUUGGGGUUGCAUCCUCACUCCCACCGGGAUUCGUAGCUGGAGCGGUGGUCCUUGUCUUGGGCUUAUUUAUCUAUGCCUGGACUCCAUCAUCGUCAUCAUCAGCAAGAUUGUAGAGUUCUCGCUUUGCCUUGGGCCAACUUACCCUGUUUCUGUCAUCUUCAUCACCGCGGCAUCAUCAAACUAAGUUGAUCUUGCCCGAUCAAAUAAGCAAUAUUGCAGAAGAGUCAAUGUCGCUCCGCCAAAACCGUUGAGUUCUUUCACGACCCCAUUGUGCUCUUCUUGCCAAAUAGGAUCAGAAGAGGCUGCUCACGCAUAUUUAUGUGCGAAAGAUAAUGUAACAAUUGCAGAGGAAGUUCUGUGUUCUUGUCGGUGGAAUAGAUCGGAACGGGAAGGGAAGAGUUGUGCGAUCUGUUUCCGAUGAUAGAAGAGGCACGCAACCAGCAGACUUAUCCAUGCGCUGCUUCUGAAUGUUGUAACAGUGAAAUGUAUGUACCAUUCAAGGAAAUGUAUCAACAUUUCUGAACUGCAUAUUUUGUUGAUCGGUUCCUCAACGGGAAA